AUGGCGGAAAGUGCAAAUUUCAAGGUUCCCAGCGUUGAUCAAAAACUGUUAACAAAGCUCCGAAAAUCCGGUCUCCCGGCGUCAGUUUCGAAAGUAAACAUCGCUGUACCGACAAAGGUAGAACCGGAGAGUGCGGAUAAGUUUGAACAGAACACCGUGGAAAUUCCUCCUAUACCCUACAAGGAACCCGUAUGGUCGCAGAAAUGCGACCCAUCGCAAGAAUACAGCUUGGAGGUGGAGAAAAACGGGGUCAUCAUUGAGGAGAUUAAGCAGCUGCAGAGCAAACCAUUCUGGUUGUUUGGCCGUUUGCCGAACUGUGAUGUUAAUAUGGCACAUCCAACCAUCUCCCGGUAUCAUGCUAUACUUCAGUACCGUGCAUCAGAUGAUUCUAAGCAGAAGGUUGAAGAAUCCACACGCCCGGUACAUGCAACAAUCGAACCGGGAUGGUAUCUGUACGAUCUGAACAGUACGCAUGGUACAUUUUUAAACAAACAACAGAUUCCAGCUCGCUCAUACGUACGUGUUCGCGUAGGAUACAUGAUUAAGCUAGGAUCGAGCUCGCGAACCUACAUAUUCCAAGGACCAUCCGAGGACGACGAAGAGACUUCACGCAAUGUAACAAUCACGGAAAUGAGAUUACGCAAGCAGAAGGAGAUAGAGUUACGGACAGCAUUCGAAGAAAUCGAGCGCAAGGAAAAGGAGCGUGUCGAAAAACUGAAAGAAGAGGAAGGUAUCACUUGGGGUAUGACGGAAGACGCUGACGAGGAGACGGAUCUUGCCGAAAAUCCUUACGCAUCAUCAAACAACGAGGAACUUUUUCUGAACGAUCCAAAGAAAACGUUGCGCGGUUUCUUUGAACGGGAAGGUUACGAUCUGGAAUACAAAGUGGAAGAACUAUCAUCGGGCACGUACUGCUGCAAGGUAGAGCUACCGAUUGAUGCCGCAAACGAGCAGCCAAUCGUUGCGGAAGUAACACAUAAAGGAAAGAAGAAAGAAGUGGUUGUACAGUGCGCUUUGGAAGCGUGUCGCAUACUAGACCGUAUUGGUAAACUCCGGCAAGCCAAUCAUGAACCACGCCGACGCUUUCAAAAACAAUCAGAUUCGGAUGACGAUGAUGAUUUUCUAGACCGAACUGGUGCAGUUGAGGAACGCCGGCAGCGAAAACAGGCGACAAUGAAUCCUCAAACGCAUACAUAUGCAGAUUUGAUACAUAAAGAAGCACUCCUGCUAGAUCGCCUGGAGUCGAAUGAAUCGAAAAUACAAAAUGCUCGUUUGAUUAAGCAGGAAACGCAUCUGCCUGAGAAUGAUGAAGACGUGGACAGUUUUUUAAACAAUCUGACUAAAGAUACCAAGGUGGACAAGUUUGAGAUCCGACGCCUACGGUUGGAACAGGUGAAACUAAAUGAAGAACUAAAAAAGAUAAAGAAACUCAUCGAAGUAACGAAGCCUAUCAAUUUAGACAAGAUUGGCAAGCAGAAUGAAUGUUCCACGAUAUCCAAACGUCCGAUAUUACCACUGUACGGUAAACGAACCAAGCUUAGUAAUACGUUUGGCAUCCGUGAAUCGAGGAUAAAAGCAGAAAAGGAUGCCGAUCUCGAUCCAACGGACGGUGCUUCUGGUUCCACUAACGAAACGCCAACAUCCGACGUACCACUGCAAAAAUCACUGCCCAAACAGGAAGAGUUAGGGGAACCGAGUACCCGUUAUAACAAUGAGCGUAAACGAUCAUCGAUCGAAACGCAGUCCAAUGUUACUUGCCAAACAAAUGCCACAACCAUAGGUGAGAGUAGUGGCAAGAAAAAGCGAGGUCGACCGAGAACUCGGAAUAUCCCCAAAGCUCGCGAAAAUGUCGAUUUUGACGAUGCGGUUGAGAUGGUGAGCGAGGAUAAAAAUGUCGAGUGGGUGCCACCAUCCGGUCAGACUGGUGAUGGUAGAACUUCGUUAAAUGAAAAAUACGGAUACUGA
Messenger RNA from Anopheles marshallii, 1965 nucleotides. RefSeq names its product kanadaptin. Gene Ontology annotation, molecular function: mRNA binding; protein binding. The transcript has 3 exons. The record is from RefSeq and is a predicted model, not a curated record. The coding region runs from base 1 to 1965 and encodes 654 amino acids. Lineage: Eukaryota; Metazoa; Arthropoda; Insecta; Diptera; Culicidae.